AUGGCGUGAAUCGUGAUGGCCUGGUGAUUACACCAUGCUGGCUUGUUUGUUCCUUCUUCGGAACUCAGGUCUCCUAUUUCUUUUGUGAGGAGGCUCCAAAGUCCGCCAUACUGAUCCCCACCCGAGCAGCUCGUCCCAUUCGUGCUUCCUGGCUUGCCUGAUGUAAACGGCCAACUGCUACAAGUAGCUAACCCACUGCGUAGUUUGAAUUUAGGUCAACUGAAGGCUAUGGCUGCGACUAGCUCCAGAAAGAUGACGUCUGUCAACGCGGAUCCUAAAUGCUUCUCGCAUCACUCCUCUGCCGAUUUUUACGACGAGCUUCGCAACAAGCUUCGUUCGGGGAUACGUGACGACGACCACACAUUACCGCAACCCACUCAUGAUGAAUGCUAAGCUGUGUGUAAGGGGGUGUCCAAAUCGAUUUUUGAGUCGACUCAUUACACACGAAUGCCUUGUCCCGCCAAACUUGCUCCUAUGACUGGUCACCGGACCGAAGGCUCCCCUCCAACCCAGCCUUUUCCCUACACGCGGCUCCCAGCUUCGGCGCCGGACCGGAGCCAACAAGCGACGUCUUGACUCUUGACGCGCACUCUGCUUUUGAGUCGACUCAAGAGCAUUCGGUACCCUUCCGUCGAAAGCAGCUGCUACAAGAUUAGCUUCAGCUGCUUGCGAAGAAACCGAUCAGCUUUCGAAGAGACCGCCGAUUGCAACACCACCAACAACUGAGCCGCAGAUUCAUCGCCGAGCAGCAGCCUGAGGACGACUCAUUAUCGCCAGGGACCUUCUCUCAUGACGGAGAUUCAUUACCGCCAUGAUGCUCCCUAGAAGCAGAUCAUGCCCUUUUCCGGCCAGCGACCUUCCCUCAGCACUCUCCGCACUCUCCGCACUCUCCGCACUCUCCGCACUCUCCGCACUCUCCGCACUCUCCUGAUUGCCGCGACUUCGUCACCGGCCCCCGUCCCUUCCCAUCCCCAUGUCUCCGAACAGCCGAGGCAGCAGCCCGAGCAGCCGGGUGUGCGUCUGUCAUGCUACCAGCAGCAGUGCUCCUCGCGAAUCAGCGGCGGGUCAGGCCUCUCCCGAAUCUCCCGAAUCUCCCGAAUCUCCCGAAGCUUCCCGUAAUCCCCCCCGCGAUGGUCGUUUCUGCGACAAAUCGGGCCACAACCCGCGUCUCCCGCUGCACGGCCGAAUCGCCGCCGGAUCUCGCGGCGAAACUCGUCUCGCCGGCGAGGUGCCGCUUCACGCGCUGCCGUUUCCGUCGCUGCCGGCCGCCGGCGACGCAGCGAUCGCGGCCGACGAAGACGGCGGUUACUUACGGCGUAGCCGAAGCACGCGCGCGAGUUACGGUUGCGGCAACGACAACAGGCGCUCGUUUCAUGUCGCGGACGUUAACGUCAACGUUAACGUUGUCGAUGACACUGACAGCAGUCCCUCUGACGGAUUGUCGCAUAAGUCAUGGCACAGCGCGCCGCUGACGAGCGUUAUUUCGCCUUCAAGCACAACCGUUACAAGCACAUCCACCGCCGACGCAAUAGUGGGCGCCUCACCCUCCUCAUCCUCCUGCUACGCCCCGAGCCAUAUCAGCCGCUCGAUCAAAUCCGUCACGUCAGACCUCUCGAUCAACGGCUGUGAUCCAUCCUCCGACGAAACCCCUGCCGCUUCUCCAGCUGCCGCUUUUCCCCCAAGCGCCACUCCUUCCGCCGGUGUGGCCCCCUUCCCCCCAACGAUCUCCCCAAACUUCCCCCGAUCUUUCCCCGCCCCCUCGCGCGCAGCCUCCCUCCCCCUGUCUUCCGCCACUCCCCCAUACUCCCCCGCAGAGAAUUUCCCCAGACGCUCGCGAACCGGUAACUUGUCGCUAGCGCCUUGCGAGUUACCACCCGAGCCUUGCUCUGGAGCAGCGCGAAGCAGGUUACCACCAGAGCCUCGCCGAAUUUCGCGGUGUAUCUCGGACGAGAGUUACCUGCGCGCAUUGCCAAGCCUGAGGAAGGGGGAAGGAGGGGAGGAGGGGGGCUUUCCAUGGGUUAGCGGAGUGAAAUCAAGCCGGGGGUGCGGGGUGAUGCCCAUAUGCGCAAUCAACCCCAUGAGCGGAUGCAAUCCUACUGGUUGCAGAGGGUGCGGAAUGGGAGCUGCGCCAGGGGGGUGGGGGGAAGGGGAGGCGCGCGCGGAGGAUCCCACCCCCCAUGGGCGCCGGAGACAGAUCACAAAGUCAAGCCAGGUCAUCAGCAAAGUCAACGCAAGUCAACAGCAGUCUCCGCUCCAUCUUCGGCCCAAUGCCAGGCCAGAGCUAGCCGGAUCGCAGAGCUGGGACGAGGCCAGCUGGCGGGAGGCUGCAGCACAUGCUCCUGUCACGUCAGCAGAGCCCUUGGGCCAUUGCAAUCCUGGUUUCGUGAGGCGAAUUGCCAAGUGGAGGCAAGGCGAGAGGGUGUCGAAGGAUGGAGGGGAGGACAGGGGAGAGUGGACAGGAGAAGGGGAGAGUGGAUCGAGAGUACCUGUUGCACUUGCUCUCCGGCAAUCAGCACCUGUAGCAGCACCACUAGACUCUACAGGUGUCUCUGCUGGCCCACCUGAGGGGGAAAUACACUCCUUACCAGCAGGGGCGAUCCCAGUGUUAUCCCCAGGGAAAAAGGGCUGUCUGCUGCAGUCCCAUCCGCACAACCUCCCACAACCCCCCUCCGACAGCCCAUCUUACUAUCGAGUAGCGCACACCCGAAGUGUCUCCUCUGAUCAGGUGACUCAGCCAGGACCAGGAUUUGCUGACUCCCAGGAGCGACAGCACGAGUUGCCGUUGUUACAGCGUCCCCGGCAGAGGGCCUCCUUGGUUUUCCCCAAGUCCGUGUUGCGGCAUACUCGAAGCCGCAGCGCGAUGAUGGCGUUUGAGUUACCGCCCCCACCACUUGGUAAUACCGGUACUUGCCUAGCGGGAUCAGAGGGGCUUAUACAAUCGCCUGGUUCGUUGUUUUCUCUCGCGCCGGGCCUUCCACCUCUUUCCCCAUGCCAUAUGGGCCGUAGGCUGAGUACUAACUUGUCACGAACAGAGGCACCUCCUUCGACGGCUGCAGGGGCUGUGUCCUCUCACCUAAUGCAGAGCAACUUAUCACACAAGCCGGUGGCUGAAUGAUGCACAUCUGAUUGCCUACACUGGUAUGUAUGUAUGGUCAUUUAUGAUUGAUACUGUCAAACAUGUGUAGUUAUCAUGUUUGUAUAGA
Closterium sp. NIES-67 is the source of this 3203-nucleotide messenger RNA. Lineage: Eukaryota; Viridiplantae; Streptophyta; Zygnematophyceae; Desmidiales; Closteriaceae. The record is from the annotation of a GenBank genome assembly.